AUCGUGUCUCUUUCGUGCACACGCACGCACGCGCGCGCACACGCUCGCGGUGUCGUUAGAGGGAGUGGUUGGAUGAUGCGCCAACCUUCGCCAGCAGCCAAAGGGUUGAACUGGCGAGCCUGUCGUCGAACCCAUCCAACCGGGCUUUGUCCUCGCGGAAAGAGCCGGCUACAUGUGGGAGAAAGCAAAACAGACCCACAGCUGGGGAGACCACCCCACAUCUGGCACGCGAGCUGAGCUGGAAGCAGCGGCGGAAUAUCUCGGCGCGCAAGGAGACGAGCGACUCGCGUCGUCGUCAGGGUUCCUCGUCUUGUGUUGGAGCGCAGAAAAGUUGUCAGGAAUAGUUACGUUUUUUUUUUUGUUUUUUUUAGAAAUGAUUCGUUCUAGGAGAGACGUGUGACUUUAGGGAGGAAGUGGUUCGCCCAGAGGCGGGCGGUGUAGCGCGCAACUGUCGCGCAAACAUUCUGUCGCCGCAAUCUUGUUUUCUUUCAUGAGCGGGAAAGAAAUCGAAGUCUCGUCGUGGAAUCCGUCCAGGAGGAGACCUUGGAGAAGCAUCCCGUGAUCCCGAGCAUCUCUCCGGACCGCGGGCGCAGUUCAGUAACAGGUGGUUUCUGUGUGCGCGUCUCACUUUGCGGCUGUCUGCCUUACUAUGAUCUUACUGUACACGCUCAAUGAGGCGCACCGGUCAGACGCGUGAAUUGAGGGCGCACUUUGCGUUCAUUUUCUAAUUUUGAAUAUAUAUUUUUGUAUUUUUCUCAAGCGGACUGCGGCUGUUGACGGGAGGGCGAGUGGGCCGGCGGCUGUCUGCUCCUCAAUGAUCAGCUCCGUGUGCGUCUCGUCGUACCGGGGCCGCAAGUCGGGCAACAAACCUCCGUCCAAAACGUUCCUAAAGGAGGAGAUGUGCAGAGGGGAAGAGUCGGACAAGAUCACCAUCAACGUGGGCGGAACCCGACAUGAAACCUACAAGAGCACCCUGAGGACCUUGCCCGGGACGCGCCUGGCCUGGCUGGCGGACCCGGACCCGGACCGGGAGCCGCAGGUCGGCUCGGACUCGGGCGCCGCGCCGCCGAGUCCCGAGUUGUUCUUCGACAGACACCCGGGCAUCUUCGCCUACGUGCUCAACUACUACCGGACCGGCAAGCUGCACUGCCCGGCCGACGUGUGCGGCCCGCUGUUCGAGGAGGAGCUCGCCUACUGGGGCAUCGACGAGACCGACGUGGAGCCGUGCUGCUGGAUGACCUACCGGCAGCACCGGGACGCGGAGGAGGCCCUGGAGACCUUCGAGCCGCUGGACCAGGAGGCCGAGGACGACCGAGAGGCGGCCAGGCGCUUCGGCAUCGAGGACUGUCCCGACAGGUCGAGGGGCUGCUGCGAGGUUUGGCAGCCGAAGGUCUGGGCUCUGUUUGAAGACCCGUACUCGUCCAGGGCAGCCAGGGGAGUGGCGUUCGCCUCUCUCUUCUUCAUCCUGGUGUCCAUCACCACCUUCUGCAUGGAGACCCACGAAGCCUUCAAUGAACUGACGAACAUAACGGAGCUGGUCAAAGUGGGCAACAUCACGCAGAAAGUAGAGAGGCAGGAGAUGGUUACCAACCCCAUCCUAACCGUGGUGGAGGGCAUCUGCGUGGUCUGGUUCACAUUUGAAUUCCUGGUGCGCAUCGUCUGCUGCCCGCAGAAGCUGGUCUUCAUCAAGAACACGCUCAACAUCAUUGACUUUGUGGCCAUUCUGCCGUUCUACCUGGAGAUGGCCAUGAAGGGCAUGUCAUCCAAAGAUCCCAACAACGUGCUGGGCUUCCUCCGCGUGGUGCGGUUCGUUCGGAUCCUCCGGAUCUUCAAGCUGACGCGGCACUUUGUGGGCCUUCGUGUGCUCGGCCACACGCUGAGGGCCAGCGUCAAUGAAUUCCUCCUCCUCAUCAUCUUCUUGGCGCUGGGCGUACUCAUCUUCGCCACCAUGAUAUACUACGCGGAGCGCAUCGGAGCCCACCCCGACGACCCCACGGGGUCCAAUCACACGCACUUCAAGAACAUCCCCAUCAGCUUCUGGUGGGCGGUGGUCACCAUGACGACGCUGGGCUACGGAGACAUGUUCCCAAAGACGUGGCUGGGCAUGAUGGUGGGGGCGCUGUGCGCGCUGGCCGGGGUGUUGACCAUCGCCAUGCCGGUGCCCGUCAUCGUCAACAACUUUGGGAUGUACUACUCGCUGGCCAUGGCCAAACAGAAGCUGCCGAAGAAGAAGAAAAAGCACAACCCCAACCCGGACGCUCCGACCGACUCGGCCUCGUUUGGGAAGUCUGAGACAAACUCGCGCCGGGACAGCACUCAGAGUGACACGUGUCCUCUGGCUGCUGAGGAGAGCACCGGCAGGAACCGCUCAGACUCCAAACAGAACGGGGAUGCAAAUGUGGCCCUUUCAGAGGAGGAAGGCUGCAGCUUGACCCAGCCGCUGUCCCCCAGCGAAAGGUGGUCCCUUCGGUGCUCUCGAGGGCGGGACAAGACUAAGAAGGAGUCCACCUGCUUCCUCCUAAGCCCUGGAGACCCUAACGUCCAUACUGAGGCCUGUAAGGACGUCCUCAGUGCCACUGGAAACUACGCUCAGCCGGAGGUCACCACGCUGACCUGAUGCUGACCUGAUGCUCAUCUGCGGAAAGGAGGAAGGUGCAGGAGUCCUCGGGGGGUUCCGUGCUGUGCGCAGCUCCUUUUUUGUCCUGGAUGACCUGCGGAGUGGAUUCUCUUUAUCUUUUUUGUCUGUCAAACCCUGUAUUAGAAAGCCAGUUACCUACAAUAUUUACCACAUGUACUCUCAUUUGCAUGUUGCAUGUGUUGAAUGAUACACCAUUAUACAAUGUGGUGGCUACCAUUUAAUACGUUUUGCAUUUACUGGACGCAAAGACAAAACCUGCCAUUAUUUAAAUUGUUUUGUUUAAGUCACAUCACAGAUUUCUUAGGUUGUUUUUCCUUGAGGUUGGUUAUAAUUAUUGUUCAACAUUGACCACUGAGGUUGUCGAGGAUGAUGUUUCAUGGUUUUAAUCUGAAGUCUUCUUCAAGUAUAUGACAACAUUUUUGCUAACAAGACUUCACUCGCGGGACUUCCGUUUCUUUUUUGUGAUUUUUUACCUUUAGUAUCACAGUAUGUACAGAGGUGUCAGUUUUAGAAAUAUAAAAAAACUAAAACCUAAUUGUUAUUUGGAUGAAUUUCUGGUGUCUGUAAAUGUUAACUGUCGAGUAAGAACACCCAAACACUUGUGAAUAUGGGUUUGUACAGCCAAACUGUUACUAGGACCAGAUGGGAAUUUGAAAUCAUUGUCAAUGCAGGACUGGAAUUCUUCGUUGGUCAUCCGGCCUUCUGUUGUGCUGCUUUCUAACACCGACCUCGGGGACACAGCUUGUCCCCAGAGUGGUAUGAAUGCUGCUUAGGCAACACAUUAGUUGUAAAUCCUUGUACAAUAAGAGUUUAACAAAGGAAAAUAAUGGAGCAGUAUUGUUUGUCUAUUGUUCUAACUGGAUACUAGUAAGGUAUCACUGCUGGUUGAGUCAGGACCAAAUGUACAAUUUAUUAGAAAUAAGAUAGAUUUUUAUUACUAUCACCAGAAAAAUAAAUGAUACACACACACACACACACACACACACACACACACACACACACACACACACACACACACACACAGUGCGAUGCCAUCGAGUCUACUUGUGGCUCAUGUAAUGUAAUUUGUACCUCCACACUUCUGGUCAUGUGCGAUCUGCAGAAACCCUGUUUCAGCGGAGGGAGAAGCAGCAGCAGUGUGGUUUCUUUCACUUGUGACUUAAAAUAUAUUCCUCAUGGUCAACCAUAGUGGCCUUAUGUUUAAUAAACAGAGGGAAAGUUCAUUUCAUCUUCAUUAGACAUUCCAGGUUGGUUUCCACACCGACCCCGAGGUCUGUAAUUAUGUAUAAGCACAGUUGUACGUACGUUUGUAGCACAGUUGAAUAUUCUGGAUCAUUCCUUUAACUAUUUCUCUUUUCUCUAUGUGACAUGUUUACUCACCAUGAAAUAGAAGUUAGCCAAUAAGAAAGCCCUUUUAUUUUAAUAAUGAACUUUUGUCGCGUCAUUUCCUGUUUUCCCUGUUGUAAAAUGUAAUGUGGUGGAGAAGCACACUCUUUAAUAUCCGCCUCUUAUUGAUUGUAAAGGUGUGACAGAAUGUAACCCAGUCCACCUGUCAGAUGUGUGCGUGUGAUCUCGUAUCAUGUAGGCAUGUGUUUCUAUGCAGAAAAAGAAAUAAAAUCUACCUUCCAGGCAUUUUAUGAUUA
Molecule: messenger RNA, 4281 nt
Organism: Gasterosteus aculeatus aculeatus (three-spined stickleback)
Lineage: Eukaryota; Metazoa; Chordata; Actinopteri; Perciformes; Gasterosteidae
Source: RefSeq, a predicted model, not a curated record